CCUCGCGUCAAUCUUGGACGAGUCUCCAGUCGAGUAAUUCUACCUAGGGCUCUGCCUACUUCAUUCACAUGGACACGCAGGCAACUAGAGAAGCGAGUCGAGACGGCUCGUCGCGAGGAUGCAGCGACCACAAACGCCUCGGGUCAAAUUCAUGCCGCUUUCGUACAUAAUUCAGCUCCUGUACGCUUUCUAUCCUGUGGACAUUCAUAUCUUCUCUUAACGAUGCUCAUCGACUUCUUGCGCCCCAAAGCUUCAUUGAAAUGGUGGCCGGAUGUUCAGCUCAACAUCUGGACCAAGAUCUCGCUGUGGAUCUUUGGUUCCCCCUUGCUCUUGUAUCUCUUGCUGUGUAGUAUAACCCAAAUUGCAAAUUGGAGAUUCAUGUUGAAAUGUCGUCGUCUUGGCCAUGUGCCCCCCAUGGGCCCAAGUCCGUUUAACCCCCAGAAUCUCGUGCGCUUUCGUAGAGCGAUGAGGGCAAUGAAGGAGCAGAAACGCAUGGAGAUGCUCGCCGAGCGCCUUCAGGACUUUGGCAAUCCAAAGAAUCCGAACACAGUGCUGGGACCGUUGCUGUUCCGCUGGACCAUUGUCACAACGGAUCCGGAAAAUAUAAAGGCGAUAUUGACCACCCAGUUCAAUGAUUACGGCAAGGGCGAGAAGUUUAACCACGAGUUCAGCGCUUUCCUUGGAAACAGCAUAUUCACGACCGACGGCGCUCUCUGGCAAAAUUCACGCAAUUUGCUUAGGCCACAGUUCAUCAAAGACCGCGUUAGCGAUCUGGAAACAUUCGAAACGCAUGUGCAGGUCAUGCUGAAGAUUCUCAAGGAACGCAAGGGAAAACAGAUCGACAUCUCGGAGCUGUUCUUCGCGUACACACUCGACGCUGCUACUGACUUCCUUCUCGGAAAGAGCUCGGACUCUCUUGAGAAGACGGCGAUAGGUGGCCAGGAUGAAUUUGCGAACGCGUUCAAGGAUGUCCAGCACAAGCAAUUACUCAAGAUGAUGCUCGGUCCACUUCAGGCCAUCUUCCCCGUCAAAGGCUAUUACGAAGCCCUUGCAAAGGUGGACGAGUUCAUUAAGCCAUUCAUUGACCUUGCUACACAGCUUCCGCAGGAAGAGCUUGACAGCAAGGCUUCUAGCCGGUAUACCUUUUUGCAUGCGCUUGCGAGACAGACCAAAGACGCCAAGUUCUUGCGUGAUCAAAUCAUGGCCACUCUGCUCGCAGGUAGGGACACGACGGCUUGCACCCUGUCCUGGCUGUUUUACGAGUUGUCGACACAUCCGGCCGUUGUGACGAAAUUGCGAACGGAAAUCGGAAAUCAUGUCGGCUUCGACCGUGAGCCGACAUAUGCAGACCUCAAGAACAUGAAAUAUCUCCAGGCCUGCCUCAAUGAGAUCCUACGUAUCUAUCCCGCCGUACCUGUCAAUGUUCGCGUCGCACUCAAAGACACGACUCUCCCCCAUGGCGGGGGGACCUCCGGCAAUGAACCUAUCGGUAUUCCGAAGGGCACCGAGAUCGCCUACUCUCCACUUGUCAUGCAACGCAGGUCCGACCUGUACCCUCCAGGCCAACCUGCUCCGUCUGACCAGUUCUGUCCGGAACGCUGGGACAAGUGGUUCCCCAAGAGCUGGAACUACAUUCCCUUCAACGGAGGUCCGCGCAUCUGUCUGGGACAAAACUUUGCCCUCACAGAGAUGGGUUACACCACGGUGAGAAUCCUGCAACAGUUCAGUAGGAUCGAGAGUAGACAGCCGGGUGGCGAAGCCCCGAGGAUGGUCACGGAUAUUGUGAUCACGCCUCAUAAUGGCGUUCAAGUUGCUUUUUUUGAAUGAUUGAGAUGCAGUCGCAGUUUGGGAUUGCUUGGGUCAGCAGAUAGUGAAGAGCUAGUGGAAUAACGAAUCUUUC
This is a messenger RNA of Verruconis gallopava, 1900 nucleotides long. RefSeq lists its product as uncharacterized. The transcript has 2 exons. Bases 223 to 1827 code for a protein of 534 amino acids. Gene Ontology annotation, molecular function: iron ion binding; oxidoreductase activity, acting on paired donors, with incorporation or reduction of molecular oxygen; monooxygenase activity. Lineage: Eukaryota; Fungi; Ascomycota; Dothideomycetes; Venturiales; Sympoventuriaceae. The record is from RefSeq and is a predicted model, not a curated record.